This is a messenger RNA of Hemiscyllium ocellatum (epaulette shark), 3921 nucleotides long. Its product is annotated as tumor necrosis factor ligand superfamily member 13B-like. The transcript is spliced from 6 exons. Gene Ontology annotation, molecular function: receptor ligand activity; tumor necrosis factor receptor binding. Gene Ontology annotation, biological process: immune response. Gene Ontology annotation, cellular component: membrane. NCBI's taxonomy places the organism in Eukaryota, Metazoa, Chordata, Chondrichthyes, Orectolobiformes, Hemiscylliidae. The record is from RefSeq and is a predicted model, not a curated record. Bases 61 to 879 code for a protein of 272 amino acids.
UUGAGUAAAAGAAUUGUAUCUGAGUGACUUGGACUAAAAUCAUUAUUUAUUUAAGUAGCUAUGCAAGCCAAAUGUUGGAUUAAAUUACCAGAUACAAAGACUAAAUCUACCUCGAGAGGUCUGAUUGGAACUGUUAUCGUUCUCUUCUUUGCUGUGUUAUGCUGCUUGUCUCUGCUGGUUAUUUUACUGCAGCAAAUAAGAGACCUACGGAGUGAACUGGCAAAAGUCCACAAACAACUUCAUGUUUUUAGCAAGAGGACAAGGGUAAAUCUUGAGGAUGAUUCAGUGGAACAUGAACAAGAAAUGGAAGAUCUGUCCGAAAAUUUGAAAAAUAGCUAUAAUGCCAAAUCCCAAAUAAAAGAGCAGUUAACUGGACUGAAUGAGAAGAUCUAUGAUCUCAGGAGCAUUUCAAGGAAAAGGAGGGAUGUAAGAUCCUGUGGAAAACAACUAUCAUUCCUCCAGCUGAUUCCUGAUGCUAGGGAAAGCAUAAUUCUGCAAGAAGAUUCAACCUUUAUUCCUUGGAUUGUGGCUUCCAGGAGGGGUGAGGCACUGAAGAAAGUUUCCAAUAAAAUAGUUGUGAGAGAAAAUGGCUAUUACACUGUGUACAGUCAGGUUCUGUACUAUGAUAACUGCAUGGCCAUGGGUCAUGUAGUCCAGAGAAGGAAGGCUAAUGUGGUUGGGAAUGAACGACCUGUAUUGACGCUAUUUCGCUGCAUUCAAAACAUGCCAAACAGCUCACCCAGUAAUACCUGUUUCACCGCUGGAAUUGUGAAUCUUGACCAAGGGGAUGUGCUAGAACUCCUGUUACCAUCCCGACCCCAUGCCAACAUCUCCAUGGAGAAAGAUUCAACAUUUUUUGGUGCCAUUCAAUUAUUAUGAAGCAAUAUUUGAGAGUGCAAUGACUGUCCAAGUGUGGGAUAAUUUGCUUGUACGUUUCCACUGAUCUCAAGAUUAACCCUAUAAUCAAAAGACAUUAGCCUCAUUAAUCAAGCAGUUGGAUUUAUCUGCUAUCAUCACAGGUUGUAUUAUAUUUGUGGUACUAGGAUCUGCCAUUGUCUUUCACUCUGUAAGUCAUUUCACAAUCAAUUUAAUUGCAUAUGCUUUGGAUGGAAUCUAAUGCAGUUCAGGCCCUCUUGUUUUAUAUGCAACAAUCUUCUAUUUUCACUGUCUGAAAAAUACAUAGUUACAUGCUUUCAUAAACCUAUCUUCCCAAUGCCACCAUUUUAUUUUUGCAUAUGAUUUCUUGUGGGACCUUUGUAAAGUCAAGGCAAAAUUGCUCUAAUGAACAACAAGUCAAGUGCAUCAUGAACAAAGCAGGUGAUCAUCCUGGGAUUUCUCCAAUUUGUCAAAUGGCUGUGAGGCCUGAGAGAGUUAAUGGGAUCUUUGAGGAGGUACAAAGUGUUCCUCAGCCUAAACAUUUCAGUGGCUCUCUUUUACAGUGCUCUGAGAAAACGUAGUAUACAUUUUGCUUGGGUAAAAUGGCACUUUGGUAAAAUGGAAAAAUUUGCAAACAUUUUAGGUCUGGCAAGAAUGAGGAUCCAGAAAAAAAACUGCAUUAUGUGAAUUAUAAAACUGUCUGUCAUACACAAUAUGACAAUACAUUUUAAUACAAUUUACAUCAAUAACAUCACUCAGCUGUGCAUCUAAUAUCCAGUACAGGAUGAACAGAAUUACCAACUAAGGAUAGAGUAGACAAAAGUCAUUGCUAAGCUCUUUUUCCAGGCCACUGACUUUUUGCCUGAUCAGUUGUCUGUACCAGAUUUGUCACAUUGGAUCUGAGUAUGAACUUCUUAUCAAAUUUCUGAACCACCACCAAGGCUAAUAUAAAAUCAAAUACUGCUACUGCUGGAGAUCUGAAAUAAAACCUGAACAUUCUGGAGAAAUUCACCAGAUCUGGCAGCAUCUUUGGAAGGAAAAAUAGAGUUAAUGUUUUGAGUUCAAUGUUUCUUCUUCAGACCCCAGACAACCCACUUCCAUCUUCAUAACGUUUACAAAAUCUGCUAUUGCCUCAUCCUAUCUACUACUGAAACCUUCAUCUAUGACACUGUUACUCUUCAUUCUAUUUAUACCAAUAAUUUUAUGGCUGAACUCUCAUUUCGCACCUUUAAUUAACAUUGAGCUCAUCCAAAAGUCUGUUGUUCAUGUCCUUACACCAUGUUCAAUUCAUCACAUCUCUGCUUGAAAACCGAUAUUGACUCCUAGUUAAAUAGUAUCUCAAAUUUAAACUUUCCACCUUGUUUUCAAAUUCCUUCAUGUUCCUUCCUAUGUAUUUAAUCUCCUCCAAACCCUACCAGUCUCCACAAUAUCUACAUUCUUCCAAUUGUGCCACUAAUGCGCUCAUAAUUAUAGUCAGUCCAUCGUUGUUGAUCAUACCCUCAGUUAUCAAUCCUCUACGAUCUGCAAAUUUGCACUAGGUAUUUUUCUAUCUCUCUCUCUCUCCUCUUUAAGAUGGUCUACUAUAUGCGUAUAGAUAGUAAAAGGGUAGUAAGAGGAGGAGUGGAACCAAUUAGGGACUAACCAUGGGAUUUAUGGAUGGAGGUGGGAGGUAACAUUGAAGUAUUAAGUGAAUAUUUGAUACCUAUUUUUAGCAAAGAUGAAGAUUCACCCAGCUGAUAGUGAAUGAGGAGGUAGCUCAGAUCAUGAAGGUUUUAAAUUUGAUAAGGAAGUGAUAUUGGAUAGGCUGUUUGUACCUGAAGUUGAUAAGGCUUAAAGACCGGUUACAUUGCAUCCAAGGAAACUGCAGGAAGUUAAAGUGAAAGUUAACCCUAAACCUAACUCUAACUUUAAUCGUAAUCUUCAGAAUUGUAAGCAAGGGGAGGAAUCAUGUAAUAAAAGGGACAGCAACAACAUAGGAUACAAAAUGUUAGUAAACAAAAACACUCCAUAGUUUUUUGGAGUGGAGGAAGUUCUAUUGUGGAGUUCUAUUGGUAUCAGUGUUAGAUCCUGGCUCUUCCUGAUGUAUCCUUCUGAUCCAGACCUUAGUGGACUAGCACUAUGAUAAAAUGUGCAGAUGACAACAAUCUGUAAGCAUUAUGAACUAAGAAUAUAGCAUAAAAUUUCAAAGGGAUGUGGACAGGUUGGUGGAAUAGGCAGCCAAGUUGCAGAUAAAAUUCAAUGCAGAGAAACGUGAAGUAAUUCAUUUUGUAAGAAGAUAGCAAACAAACAGCAUAAAAGGGGGUACAGGAUCAGGGGUACCUUAAUGUAUAUGCACAUAGAUCAUUGAAGAUGGUAAAGCAAGUUGAAAGAGUAGUUGAUGAAGCACUUGGGAACCGGGGCUUUAUCAAUAGGGCUAUAGAGUACAAAUACAAGGUAGUUAUGUUAAGCAGUGGGUUGACAUCAGCUGGAAUAUUGACUCUAGUCCAGGUACUAUGCAUCUGAAAGGAUGUGAAGGCAUUAGAGAGAAUGCAGGAAAGAACAUGAGGAUGGUUGUAGAGAUGAUGUUACAUAGAAAAGAUGGCAAAGUAGAGAUUGCUUAUCUUGGAAAAGAGCAGUUAAGAGGAGAUUCGACAGAGGUAUUCAAAAUCAUGUAGGGUCUGGAUAAAAUCAGUAGAGAGUAAUUGUUCCCACUGACCGAAGAAUUGAAAAACACAGGGCAGAGACGUAAGGUAAUUACCAAAGAAGCAUUGGUGAUAUGAGGAAAUAUUUUCUAUGCAGCUAAUGGUUAGGAUCUUAUUUUCCAAAGAAAUUUGGAAAAUUAUCCAAACGGAAAAACAAAAUUUGGCUACAGGGAAAAGGCAGGGGAAUGACUUGAGGUGAACUGUACACACUUGACAGGGUGAAUGGCUUUCUUCUGUAUUGGAAUCAUUCUUCAAUUACACCUACUGCUUUAACAAAGCUUUUAAGUAACUGUCCUAAUUGCUCCUGUGUGGCUCAGUAUCAAACCUCAAUUUUGUCUGUGAAGAUUGUGCAUUUUACUACAUU